Molecule: messenger RNA, 2607 nt
Organism: Suncus etruscus (white-toothed pygmy shrew)
Lineage: Eukaryota; Metazoa; Chordata; Mammalia; Eulipotyphla; Soricidae
Gene: CSF2RB
Product: colony stimulating factor 2 receptor subunit beta
Exons: 14
Coding region: 1-2607 (868 amino acids)
Biological process (GO): cytokine-mediated signaling pathway; immunoglobulin mediated immune response
Cellular component (GO): membrane; external side of plasma membrane
Molecular function (GO): protein binding; cytokine receptor activity
Source: RefSeq, a predicted model, not a curated record
AUGACCCUGAGUGAGAUGCUGCUGCUCUGCAUCCUACUGGCCUGGUGCUGGGGGCCCAGACUGGCCAGCACCCAAGGUACAGGUCAAAGGUCGAAGUGUCCUCUGAUUUCAUCUGCAGAGUCUCCGCUGCAGAGUCUUCUUCUCCAGAACCUCAGCUGCUACAAUGAUUACGAAAGCCUCAUCCAGUGCCGCUGGACUCUGCCCCCCAAGACCCAGCGCCUCCUCAACCUCACCCUCCUGCACAGGGACAAUGACAGCAAACCCCCACAGCCUGUGUCCUGUGAGCUCAUCAAUCAUUCGUUCCGGCUGGAGACGCCCUGCCCUGGCUGUGUGUCCAGGUGUGACAUUCCCUACAAGGGCUUCGCCUUGGGUAGCUACGACUACUUCUCCUUCCAAGCCAACAGAUCUCUGGGUGCUCAGCUCAACGUGACCCUGGCUCUGCACGUGCAGCCUCCUGCACCCACCAACCUCCAGGUCAAUGGAUCUGGGAACAAUAUCUUGCUCACCUGGACCUUUGAGCCCAGUCCCUGGCUGUCAAAGCUGGAAUUUGAGGUGGCAUAUCGGCGCCUCCAGGAUUCCUGGGAGGAUGCUUUCACCAUCUACUCCAGCUCCUCCCAAGUGGUCUUGGAGCACCGGCACCUCCUGCCUAGGAGCACCUACGUGGCCCGGGUGCGAGCACGGCCAGUCCCGGGCAUGGGGUUCUUGGGACAACCCAGCUCGUGGAGCACUGAGGAGCGCUGGGUCUCUGCAGCUGGUGAUGAGGCGCAGCCCCACAAUCUCCAGUGCCUCUUCGACGGGGUGCACACGCUUCGGUGUUCCUGGGAAGUGAGGACGGACGUGGCCCGUGCCCUGCCCUUCUCCCUCUUCUUCAAGGCCAGUCCUGGGACCGGGGAGGAGGAGUGCUCUUCGGUGCGUCUGGAGCAGUGCCACGACUAUACCCGACAUCACUGCGACAUCUCGGUGCCCGAGGCCACACAGCCCAGCAGCGUCACCGUUUCGGUGCGGCCCAAGGCCCUGGAGAAGCUCAUCAAAACCUCGGACAACAUUCAGUUGGCGCCCCCAACCCUGAAUGGCACCAAGACGGGGGACAGCUACAGUCUGAGCUGGAAAACCAAGAAAAUGACCUUCAACAUCGCUUACACCUUCCAGGUCCAGUACAAGAGUGAAGCUGUCUCUUGGGAGACGACCAAGAUGGAAUCCUUGCUGAAUGCACACAGCAUGUCCCUGCCGCGCCUAGAACCUUCCACCCGGUACCAGGCCAGGGUGAGAGUCAAGCCCCAGAAGGGCUAUAAUGGAACCUGGAGUGAGUGGAGCCAGGAGUAUGAGUGGAGCACGGAAUGGGAGAUGCCCACGUGGGGCCUGAUCCUCAUCCUGGUCUUCACCACCCUGGCCUUGGUGCCCGUCCUGCGCUUCUGCUGCAUCUACGGGUACAGGCUAAACCGGAAGUGGGAGGAGAAGAUCCCCAACCCCAGCAAGAGCCGUCUGUUUCAGAAUGGGAGCUCCGGGCUGCGGCUUCCAGACAGCUGGUCUGCCCUGGACACCCGAAGCCAUCCCAACAAGGAACUAGGGAGCAGCCUCCUGUCUGAGCUGCAGGGGGUGGUCCCCAGAGACUUUGGGCACAGCAAAGUGUCACUUGUCACCACCGAGGACCCGGGAUGGGAUCGAGAAGCACCUGCAGAGGCUGACCUGACUCCCACCUCCUCGGAGAAGCCCCCCUCGUGCCCACCCCCGGGGUCCCCGGAGAACCUGCACCCCGGUUUGCACUUCAAUGGCCCCUAUCUGGGACUGUCCCACAGCCACUCGAUGCCAAAUCUCGGGGAGCUACAGAAACAUCCCCCGGCUGACACCGACCCCCAGCCUCUCCCUCCAGGGUCCCUGGAUUACCUGUGUCUCCCCCCAGGUGGGCAGAGACAGCUGGUCCCCCUGAAGUGGGCAAAGGCCUCCCCAGGGGCUGAGGCCCCCUCGCUGGUGUCAGGACCUCCCGAUCUCUCAGAGACUAGUCAGGAGGCAAAAGACAGCUCCUCUGGGCAGGCCACCAGUUCUGGGGACCCAGGGAAAAGGAGUCCCACUUUAGACUACAUCACUGCUGCGCACCUGAACUUCUGUCCUCCCCAGUUGGACCCCAGCCUCUGUCCUGGCCUGCCUGAGGGACCCCAGGGGGCUCUGAUCCCCUCAAAGCCUCAGUUCGGGGACUAUGUGGAGCUCCCUCCCACAUCGGGCCACAAUCCCCCAGCCCCCUUGAUCAGUCAGGCUCCUCCAGCCACCAGCAGCACCCCCACAAGCCCUGAGGAGCCCAGCCCAGCACCCUCACACCCCGAGGAGCUUCUGGUGCUCCAGCAGGUGGGUGAUUACUGCUUCCUGCCCGGCCUGGCCCCGGGUUCUUCCUCCUCACCCGGCAAAUGCCCCCCAGUGCUCAGUUCCGACAUGGGGGACCACCAGGUUCUCCAGAGCAAGAAACCCCCAGGUCCGGCUGCACCCCAGCUACCGGCCAUUCAGCUCUUCAAAGCGCUGAAGCAGCAGGAUUACUUGGCUCUGCCCACCUGGGAUGGCAGCAGACCAGGGCAAAUCUGCUUUGUCGUGGUUGUUGUAGUCAGUCUUCUGUACUGA